GUCGCACAAAGUUGAUAAUGCGCCCUUUACCGUCUGGAACUCGGCCUUUGAAGACAGAAUGUCGCUGCUUGCAAAGCUGGAAGAGUCCCACAGGGCCGUUAGAAAGGUUUGUGCUGGCACUUUGUGCUGCAGUGCUAGAAAAAUAAACUUCUCAGUGCAUGAAAUGGGUGAUCUAAAUUGCCAACUCAUAACACCCCAGUUGUGAUCCAUAGCCCUAGGCCUAUAGAUUGAGUGGUGUGAACGUUUAUUAUUAGAUAUGUGUGUGCAUGCAAUAACAAUGCAAGUCCUUUUUAAACAAGCAAACCUGGAAUACUCCCUUUACACUGUGUUGUGAAACUGCCACUGUGGAGUUUAUAGUGUGUCCCUCUUUCAUAUUCAAAUGAGGCCCUCUUUCAUAUUCAAAUGUUACCUUCUACUACAAGAGGAGAAUGUUUCGUUGUCAUAGAGACUUAUCCUCAUCAACUGCCAAUCCAGAGAAUAAAUAAGGUACCCAAGCAUAGGCGGUUAGUGCCGUGGAGUGUACUGUAGGAUGUGUGUGUGUAGCAGAGGAGGUCCUGCCUUCUCCCUCAUUCUACUACCUACCAACAUCCCCUUACAAAUAGGGCUGGGUAUUUUAUCAGUGGAUCUGUUGGCAGUCUUGCGUACUGCAGCUGAGCCCAGAAGGCUUGGCUUUAUUGCACUAGGGGGAACAGUAGGCCUCCAGGAUAUACUGUGCAAGUGGUAAACAAAGGGAGGGCUAUCUGCUGCUGCUGCUGCUGCUGCUGUAGCCCCAGUCAGUACUUGACUGAGAGAGAGACAGACAGAGAGAGAAAGAGAGAGAGAAGAAAUGGAAGCAUCCAGCCAGCUACUAAGUCUUGAUCAACAGAAGGAGGAAGAUGUUGGGACUAGCUUGUUUCACUGCCAUAUGAAGCAAAGAAGGCUUUUGAAUCCUCAAGAGGAGAUGGUUUGUGUAGUUCAUUGUCUGGGAGGGCUAUAGGAACAAUAUUCAAGAGUCAAGUUCAAUGCUUUACUUAUCUAAGAGUCCAAAUUGUUUGCAAUGUACUGCAAUGUUAACUAUAUGAUUUGAACAGCUUUUACUGUAUAAAGAGUGUCCUGGAAGGAUAGGCUGUUUAUGGAAAGGACCGGCUCCAGGUAUAAGCGGCAUAAGCAAUCGCUUAUGUCUUUGAUUGUUUGUGUGAUUGGUCAGUGGGUCGCUGGUUUGUUUUCAUUAUUUUUUUAUUUUUUAUGUAUCGUUUAUUUAUUCAGUCGAGACAAAAUAACAUACACAAACAACCGAAGAGCAACAUAUUUAUUUACUUAUCACUAUCUCAACCAAACCCACCUCAUCCAGAGUUAGGUAGGCUUGUAGCCUUAAGUCUUUAAGUAGGGCCAAUAGGCCUACUGUUAUUUGUCUAUUCUUGAUACCUGUUCUCUCACUCAUCAGAUAGCUUAAUACCCUUCUUCUCUGUCUCUCCAGAAGUUCCUGUUACACCGGUUGAUAGUCGUCGCCAGCCUCCCCCAGCAACACGCAGACAGGAAAGACCUGGGAGGUCAGCCAAACAUUACUGUAGAACACAUUUAAGAGGCAUUGUGCAUUCAAGGGCGGAUUACAAGGCAUCACUAUUUCACUGAUAGAGGUCCUUCCUGUACAUUGACUCAGGUUUCUCCUUCUCCUCCUGAGCAAGGUUUUGUUUAUAGCUGAUAGGUCAAAUCAAAAUCAAUGUUCAAAAUGCUUUAUAAUGUGUUUAUGAGUCUGUGAUGUUGGGACAUACUUCCUCUACAAAUACUCUUCACAGAAAAAGUUACUUUACUUUUGGAUGCUCCUUAGUUGGGGUUAUUCGAACAAGUUUCUUGUUAUGGGCCACAUUCUGGCUGUCACACCUAGGUCUGUGAGUGAGAAGGAUGGACAUUAUGGUGUGAUCCUUAUUCAAUAUAAUGGAUGCAAUAAAGGUUAUUCGUGAAAACCAAGACGUUUCCAGUAGUGAGAUACCUCACUCUGUUAUCAUAAAACCGGGGUUAUGCAAGUAACCGUACAUUCUUUCUCCUUUGGUUGUACAGUACACUACGAAGAGCUGAACCAGCGCUUGCAGAGGUAUUACCAAGGUGACACUAUCACAGGUCUGCUUUUGCUGUACCCAACCUGCAUGCUUCAUGUCAUUGAGGUAAUCAAGAUUAACCAGUAACACCUAUUAAUAAAACCCAUAUAAUAUAUACAAAUCUGUCAAAAUCCAGGUCAAUGCAACGAUAAGGCACUAGACUCAGUUACUUUAAUAAGAGGUAAACCUCCAUUGCCCAUCUUUCCAUUGAUUAGCAUAAUUAUAUGAUAUUUUCAUUAAUGACCAUGCUCUUUGUUUCUCUUCUAGUCCUCCAGCGAGGUUCUUGUGUCUCUGCUGCAGGAUCUGAGAGACAUGCAGGAACAGCCACACUGGUAGAGUAUCUUACUUCAUGCAGAUUUGAAUCAAUAUAUCAUCGUUUUAUCUCUUCUGCUACUAAGUUCCGAGGGUCAAGCGUGUGCAUUCCAACCAAAGUCAAUAUAGCUUGACUAAAACCCAGCCAUAAACAUUGUUUGACAUGCUGUCUUGAUGUUGUCAUGGUCCCUAUCAUCGUCAUGCAGUGUUCUGAUCGAGGCACCCAGGGUCUUGGUGAUGUCACAUGACCUUCCCAGCAGGCUGUUCCAGCAGUGGAGCUACAAGGUGCUGAAUGUGCAGGCCAGGGUGGGUGGGGCGCUGAGUAGAGACGGGCCAGAGGAGGAGGAGGUGGAGGACACAGAGACACUGGUCAGCACCACCCUGUCUAUGCUGCUCAAGCUUGGGAAUCACCUCCUCAAAGCCACCAAGGUGUGUCAGCAUCGUUUAGACUACAGAGACUUAUCAAAUCCUGGGCUCAUUUAAAGGAAGAUCCACCGAUAACUCGGCCACCUGCUAUUUUUGAAUGAAAUUAGUCCUACUCUAGAUACCAUAAGUGGAAUCUCUCAUUUCUGACAGACAAUUUUUUUGGUGCCUCUAUCAUCUCACUAUAUAUUUGUACAGGGGUCAAAGAUGCCCCCGGGCUCUGUUCUCGAUGAGGUACCAGAGAUGAUAGUCCCUCAGUACAUCCUGGUUCAGCUCCUGUCCAGAGGAGACCUUCUGAGCCCCCAGCAGUACCUGCAGGCCUACCACACCCCUCUCCACAUCCUCAUGGACUCUGGUGAGCAGGACUUUACUCACUCAUCAACAGGGUUGGGGUUAACUCCAUUUCAGUUCAGUCAAUUUGAGAAGUGAAUUGAAGUUCCAGUACAUGAAUUAAUUGAACAAAUUGUCAGAGAAAAUCAAUGGCUCUCAGAUUGUUAUAUAGUUCACGUUAACUGAUAACUUUGAUACCUAAACAUUGCCACAUGCUGUAUGUUCUGUGAUUGUUUAAAGGGCACGUGUUUGGAAGCAGUCAGCUAACUACAGUUUAGUGUUUGGCCAAAAGGUCAAAGGUAUGGGUCAGCAUGUCACAUCAAACCAAUGCACGUGGUUUGACCCCAGAGAAUAACAUUGCAUGCAUCAUCUCAAAUUGGAUCUGAAUGACUUUGAAUGGAUUGUAUCUCUCUGAAUGAAGGAUAUUUUGAUUCCGGCACUGUAUAUUCCUGUGUACGCCAGGGAUUCUGAGGUUAUGCUGUGCAUUUGAAUCUUAUUCCUUGUCUUUGUCUCGUGUUCUUGUUCUUGACAAAGGCCUCUGCAUGUAGGCUUUGAUAUAGGGAUUGAUUUUGUGGACACUGUCAGUUAGGAUGAUUCACAUGUUUGAUAUUAUUUCCACAGAGCGUACUUGGCCUCCACCUGAGCAUCUUCGAUGUGAAUUCUGACUUCUGAUGUGAUACAACUGGAUAUUUGAAUGUGCUUCCUACUCAAUAUAUUUUCAGAGUUCAUGCCUGGUUAUUUGUAUGUGUUAUUGAAAACUGCCAUUCAUCUGGACUAUGUGUAAUAAUUGUCCUUGCUCUAAAAACAGAUACUACAUAACAAGAUACAUUGUUUGGUACUAUAGCGUUAAAAUACACAGGGACUGCAGGAUUGGUUGGUUGUAUAUUGCAAAUAUUUCAUAAAUAUUUUACUGAAUGUGAACUGGCAUUAGAUGUAUUUUCUUUCCCGUGUAUAUACUGUCACACCCAAACCAUACUCACAAUAAGGCAUGAUUAAAUACACAUAUAUAAAAAAACAUUUUUUAAUAGUUUCAACAUUCUGAUGAGCAUUGUUUCUGAUCUUACAGUACAUGUCCAUAGUAGAUGUUCCACUCUGUGACUGGGAGGGAGUUUGUCCCCUCUCUUUAUUUCAGUGUCCCCAAUGUCACUGCAGUUUGACAUAGUACAGUAGGGCCUUUAUAUCUAAAAACAAUGUCUCCAGAGCAUCAAUCUUUCCAUUUUAUUUAGGCCCCCUUGUGUUAAUUUAUUACUUGAACAUAAACUAUGCAAAAAGGUUCAUAAAGAGGUACUUGCCUACCAAACAAUAGCUGCAUGCACC
This is a messenger RNA of Coregonus sp. 'balchen', 4457 nucleotides long. The record is from the annotation of a GenBank genome assembly. NCBI's taxonomy places the organism in Eukaryota, Metazoa, Chordata, Actinopteri, Salmoniformes, Salmonidae.